This is a messenger RNA of Polypterus senegalus (gray bichir), 2004 nucleotides long. RefSeq names its product O-acyl-ADP-ribose deacylase 1 (gene oard1). Gene Ontology annotation, biological process: peptidyl-glutamate ADP-deribosylation. NCBI's taxonomy places the organism in Eukaryota, Metazoa, Chordata, Cladistia, Polypteriformes, Polypteridae. Bases 168 to 836 code for a protein of 222 amino acids. The transcript has 8 exons. The record is from RefSeq and is a predicted model, not a curated record.
UUCAAUGCUGUGCUUACAGCGCCCCCCAGCGGAGUCCCACCAUUUUUUUAGGAUGGAGUUGGCUUGUCUUUCUUUUUCGGUUUCUCCCCCAAAGUAAAGAAUGCUGCUCUUCACCUGGGCACACUGGCCGUGAGUCAUGACUGAGAGGUCUGGCAGUGGCCCCAAACAUGAGAGACAGCACAAUACCUCAACUUUGGAAACUAGAAGGAAACCCCACAGAGACCAAGAAGCCACGUGCAGACAUGUCACGCAUGGCAUGCAGCAUGAAAGACGGCACAAAACCUCAACUUUGGAAACUAGAAGGAAACCUCACAGAGACCAAGAAGCCACGUGCAGACAUCUCACGCAUGGCAUACAGAAAGCAUGCGGAGCCUUUGAAAGCCCCCAUUCCAUAUGCAAAAGGCAGAGACUUUCAUCUUAAACAUGUAAAAGGGGACCUUUUCAGUUGCCCACCAACAGAUGCUUUGGCACACUGCAUCAGUGAAGAUUGUCGAAUGGGUGCUGGAAUUGCAGUGAUAUUCAAAAAGAAAUUUAGUGGUGUACAAGAACUACUAAUGCAGAAAAAGACAACUGGAGAUUGUGCAGUACUAAAGAGAGAUGGUAGAUUUGUGUACUACCUGAUCACAAAAAUGAAGGUAUUUCACAAACCUACAUAUUCAAGCCUGAAAAGUAGUUUGGAAGCCAUGAAGAUGCACAUUGUCAGAAAUGAAGUGAAGAACCUAUCAAUGCCUAGAAUUGGUUGUGGCCUGGAUCGAUUGAAUUGGGAGCAAGUGUCUCGGAUGAUUGAGGAUUUAUUCAAAGACAUAGAUAUUCAAAUUACUAUUUAUUCCCUGUAAAACCAUUUCCUUGUUGGUGUGUUGAAAUGUUGGGGCCAAAAGACGGUUUGUGUGAACAUUUGUUUUGCUGUUUAGUAAGCUGAACUCGGUAAAUUAUUUUAACAGCUGUGGGGUGCUGCCUUUUGUCUGAGGACUGGUAGAGCCAGAUGUUAUUUCUCAGUUGAAUGUUAGGAGUGAAGAAGGUGAAGGGGUUUGGUGUCUCUGAAAUGCUACUGAGUUCAAUCGGGUUGUUUAGUGUUGCUGGUAUCACUUGAGUGUUCCAGCGUUGACACUUUGUCAGUCUAGAAGCCCCUGGGACCAUUCUGUGUUUCGUUUGAAAUGUGAAAAACCUUUUUAUCACAUUGCUUCUUUCUUAAAUUGUUCUACAAAAUGAUUGAAUUGUUUCUUUUAAAGUUUAGGUUUAUAGGUUUUGUGCAAUUUUGAUUAAAGGGGAUAUUUAAAAAGAAUUUAAGCAGCCUGAUCCUGCUGCCAUAGCCAGAUAAUUGUUUCUGUUUAAUUAUACUUUCCCUGCUGUAAAGUAAGUGUUCUAUUCCAUUUUAAAUGAUGUGCAUGGGGUAAGAGCAAAACGGUCUGAUGUUAGUGAUUUCACUUGUUAGUUAUUCAGCAUGCCUGUACUGCUCAUGGGUUAGUGUAGCCUUGAUAUCACUAGUAUUUUCUUUUUUAGGUUUACAAUGUCCAGGUAAGGAGGAAAUACCCCCUUUUUCUUUUUUAGAACAUUAACCUAGUUGGCUUAUCUGCAUUCUGCAGAAAUCUACCCUUCAUAACACGUAAAUAAUCCUCAUUUCUCAAUCCCUUUGUGGAUAUCAAAGUGGCUUAGGAAAAGUGAAGCAGCUGUUGCUGCUCGUCAUUUUGAUAAUGGUUCUUGAUUUGCUUAAAAUAGAACUACAGUAGCUUGGCAUUUCACAUUAGAGGAAAGUCAGCCAGUUCGGAAGGGCACUGGGUAUUGUAAUAAAAGAUGUUAUUAAAAUGAGAGUUGCCAUCCUUGAAUGUGGGGAUUCCCUUUGUCUGCUAGUUUGGUUUUUGCUAAUAACAAAUUUUUAAUCAGAUGGGCAGUUUCUGCUUUUGAUUGAGUUAUUUAUUUAAGGUUUCUUUCUGUGUAACACAAUACAUUACGCUGUGCUAUUGUUACAGAAAAAUAAUAAAGAGUUAUAUUUUUACGUUAUUGAAA